AUGAUCUCAAGCCACACGGAGCAGCCAAGCGAAGAGCAACCAGGGCUACGCUAUAUUAACACUCGUUAUUUCUGCUCGACUUCCAAUAACCUGCCCCUCUCUUCUGCGCUGUCCUCGUGGUCACUGGCGUCCGGCCCAUCUGCUCUGGCAUCAUUGGGUGCCCCUUUUGCCAGCCUGACCAACAUCACGUCAGCGCUGCUGCCAAAGCUACCGCCUGCGCUACAGACAUACCUUGAUACCUCUAUCGAUAGCGUGUCUUUCGCCCUUAGCAGCUCGAACGCCUACCUGCAGUCUACCACUGGGUUCUCACCUACCACCGUCUACAGCACCGUCGUCGGCGUCUUCGUCCUCGGGGCCGCCAGUACUGUCGCUGCCAAGAAAGGCGGGCCGGUUGCAAAAUCCAGCAAAAAGAAAAAAAAGCGGAAGGCCGCCAAGCCAAAGGCCGAAAACAUGAGCCGAUAUGGCUGGCCGUCUGGUCAAAAGCCUUCGCUAUCCCCAUAUACUACAUCGCUUAGCCAGGACGGUGUACCGAACGUUACCGAUGCCGACUUUGAGUACAUCACAUCGGAUGGCGUGCAGGACGAUUAUGAUGCUCAAUUGGCUUUUGACUAUGGUACUGGCAGCCGAUCUGGCGGCUCCUACUUUCGCCCACCAGACGAGGAUAUCGACGACAUCCCGAAGGACGAUGUGCUGCUCUUCCGUCGUGACAAAAAGGUCGAUAGAGAGUUUUUCCCCCCCUAUGCCAUUGGGGAUGGAAAGCUGUACACCAGCGAUGUGCUGGACCGAGUGCAGCUACUCUAUAAAUUGUCUGACUCGCAAGCCAAGCGGGUGAAGCUCUAUUACAAGGGGAAGCUGUUGAAAAUCGAGGAUCAGCCAGUGUGCCUUACUGGCGUAAAAAACAACAGCGAAAUAUUGGUAAUCGUCCCUCCGGGAGAUGACGACAGUAUCUCGAGUAAUGAAAACGUCAGUGGCUCGGGAACAGGUCGGGAAAAGACAGCAAAAUCAAAGUCAAAGAAGAGCAAGCAGAAGUCCGGGCGAAACACUGCCCAGGAGACGCCAUCAAGCCCUACCAUUGGAUUGGAGGUGCCACGGGGUCGGGACGAUGCCAGACCAGGCUCUACAAGCCGUGCGUCAUCAGCUGUAUCCGGCGGUUCCGGAGCUUCGAAGGUGCCGGCGCCACCUGGGAGCCCCAUGGAAAAGCUGAACAAUAUCGCACUUCACUUUGAGACCAAGCUUUUGCCGCAAUGCCAAAAAUUCAUAGCCCAGCCUCCUUCGGAUCCCAAGAAAAGGACAGAUGAUCAUCGCAAGAUUUCGGAAACGACCAUGCAACAAGUCAUUCUCAAGCUUGACGAGGUCAACACAGGUGGUGAUAGCGCAGUUCGAGCCAGGCGGAAAGAGCUAGUAACUCAAGUACAAGAUACUCUCAAGGAAAUGGAUAGAAAGAUGGCGGACAAGUAG
This is a messenger RNA of Grosmannia clavigera kw1407, 1458 nucleotides long. RefSeq names its product bag domain containing protein. The transcript has 2 exons. The record is from RefSeq and is a predicted model, not a curated record. Bases 1 to 1458 code for a protein of 485 amino acids. NCBI's taxonomy places the organism in Eukaryota, Fungi, Ascomycota, Sordariomycetes, Ophiostomatales, Ophiostomataceae. Gene Ontology annotation, molecular function: protein-folding chaperone binding.